AUGGCUGAGAACGGAACGUUUGUCAACGGAGAGCGACUCAAUUACCUUGUAAGGCGUCCCAUUGCACACGUCAGCGUCGUCGCCCUCUGUUCCAUGGACAGUGCAGCAAGCUUCACGUUCUACGAUAACUACCACCGCUUUUCCGACUUCAACUUGAUACUGAAUAACAGAUAUGUUGUCAUUAAUGUUUUGGCGAACGGGUCCUUUGGUCAAGUGUAUCAUGCAAUCAGCAAGCUCGACCACACCAUUGUAGCCGUCAAAACUGUUCAAUCCACCACAACGAGGGGAACGUUUACGAUGGCAUCCGUUGACCCAGGCGGCAUGGAAGCUCUUAGAAACGAAAUUUGUAUUUUGUCGACAACAGACCAUCCUUGUAUUAUCAAGAUGGUUGAUUCUUCGUCUGACGUGACUUCAAACAAGAUGUUUCUCGUCUUGGAAUUGGCUAACGGCGGUGACUUGCAGCAGAGAAUGCACGACGUCGGUCACUUGUUGGAGCUGAUCUCCCGGUUCUUGUUCAUUCAGCUGGUCUCGGCCAUCAAUUACUGUCAUGGCCGCUCACCGCCCAUUGUCCACAGCGACCUCAACCCCGCCAAUAUAUUGCUGGCGGACGCUGGCGAGUUUGCCAGAGUGAGGACUACUUUGGUAGGAGGCAGCGUGUUGGACGGUCCAGGUGUCGCGUCCGUCAGCGACGAGGCCCACGCUUUGAUCGACAACAUGGUGGCGAUCGACGUCGGGCGCCGCCACGACAUUGAAGCAGUGGUCAGGUGCCUUUGGCUGCACGACGAGGAAACUAUGGCUAGUCUCCGGUCGACCGUCUUUAAAGAUGCGCCCAUUUUCUGA
Messenger RNA from Daphnia pulex (common water flea), 840 nucleotides. RefSeq names its product putative CBL-interacting protein kinase 27. Gene Ontology annotation, cellular component: kinetochore; spindle; nucleus. Bases 1 to 840 code for a protein of 279 amino acids. The record is from RefSeq and is a predicted model, not a curated record. Gene Ontology annotation, molecular function: protein binding; protein serine/threonine/tyrosine kinase activity; ATP binding. The transcript has 4 exons. Gene Ontology annotation, biological process: meiotic spindle assembly checkpoint signaling; peptidyl-serine phosphorylation; protein localization to kinetochore. Lineage: Eukaryota; Metazoa; Arthropoda; Branchiopoda; Diplostraca; Daphniidae.